AUAUAAAAAUUUCCGCUGGGAUACGAGGGCUAUACAGAAGGCCAUCGUCGCGGGCGCAGAUUCCAGAAGAGUAUCUGUAAACGACUGAAGACAAGACAAUGGCGUUGUUAAAAAGUGUUUGGAAACUUGGAAUUUUUUAUGCAUUUCUCGCCAGUAACGGCUUGGUUUAUGGUUUAUCAUCUCUGAUAAUAAAUGCUACGUCUGUGAAAGUUGGCUAUUUAUGGGAUAAUCCAAGACAGGAAAAUGUAGACACUUCAGAGGUAGUAAUGGACAGUAAACACUCAUCAAGCAUACUUAGAUUGAUUUGCGAUGUUUUACCACCAUUACCAAAUGAUGGAGAACUUUGGGAGAAAAAAGAUGAACUUGUGAAGUGGUAUAAAGUGGGUCCCAAGACAGAGGAAGUGAAGAGAAUGCGUUAUUGGUCCAGUGAUAUGACAAAGACUGCCAUUUCAUUCUCAAAUGUAACACUUGCUAUUCUUGGAACUUACUCAUGUAGCUAUGGUGAUAUUUCAGCCACCAUUGAUGUUUUAGUGGCUGAUGUGAAGGCAGCUAAAGCCUUUAAGGCACCAGGUAAUUUGACGGAACUUCACACUUAUGUCUCUUAUAUGAAAGAUAAAUCAGGGAUACAUGGAUGGACAGAGCAACAACAUCUCUUACAGUCCAUUGGAACAAAAGACUACUGUCCUGUAUUACAGAGUCCUCAUCAACCUGCAAGAACAGUUCAUCAAUUGCACCCAUCUGACAUCAAAAUUGUUGCUGCCAUGGGCGAUGCAUUUACAGUGGGACUUGGAGCAAGAGCCUCGUCAGUAAAUGGAUAUUUCACUGAAUACAAAGACAUCUCAUGGAGCAUUGGAGGAGGAAACUGUUUGAACCAAACAACAACUAUACCAAAUAUUAUUAGACAAUUUAGUCCGUCAUUAAAGGGUGCAUCAACUAAGACCUCAGAGAGGGAAGAUAGCUUUGAUGCUGAUCUUAAUGUUGCCUUCCUUGGUGCCUCUGCAAGGGAUCUUGAAGGUCAAGCGAAAGACCUGGUUUUAAAACUGAAAGCUAUGAAGGAUAUUGACUAUGAGAGUGAUUGGAAGCUUCUAACCAUUUGGAUUGGAACAGAAGAUCUUUGUCAAGUGUGUAACAGUGAGGACGAAUAUGGUGCUGGCUCUUUCAUAAAAAAUGUGAUGCACACACUAAAGUAUCUUCAAAAUGAGGUUCCCAUGAUGUUUGUGAAUAUUGUUCCACCCAUGGAUGUCUCUUCUCUCUACCAGUUACAUGAACAAGAGUCAUGCCAAAUUCUGGGAUGGGAUUCUUGUGAGUGUUUGAAGAAAGGUGAUGCUGAGAGGUUGAAAGUAGCCAAAGAAGCUAAACAAUGCAAGUAUCUUCUAGAAGAACUUGUGAACAGUGGUUUGUAUGGAACAAAGGACAGCUUUGCUGUGGUUAUUCAACCCGCCCUUCAAGUGCCACCGAAAGCUAAGCAGAGUGGUGAUUUAGAGAAAACCUAUUUUGGUGUGGACUGCCUUCAUUUCUCAGUACAUGGCCAUGCAGCAGCCGCUUUGGCUUUGUGGAAGAAUAUGUUGGAGCCACUUGGUUCUAAGACAAAGCAGUGGGGAGAUCAGGAGACACUCAAAUGCCCUUCAAAGGAUAAGCCAUAUCUUUUCACCAAAACAAACAGCAAACUCGUGAUGAGUGAUUUCACUGAUGAUGAUGAUGAUGAGAAUGGUUCAUCAUCUGGCGACUUUCCUCCCGUUGCUGCUGUGGCCCUGGCUGUGUCCUUAACAGCUGUGUUGGUUAUUGUUUUUGUGAUUGUAUGGAGGGGCCGAAAAUCACGACGGAGACCCGAGGCAUUUCGACUGCUCUAUGCCCCAGGACCUCAAAAACCAAGGAUAUGAGACAGACUUAGUGUAGUCAGUUGAAAUUAUGAAGCAGAUACAUUAGUGAUUUUCAUAAGCAGCUGGCUGGCUACUUUGAUAACCCUGUGCUCAUCAUUUUUGGAAGGUGCAAAUGUACAUUUGCAGUUCCAGUUUUAAGGCCAGAUGAAAGUCAGUGAGUGUCAAAGCUGACCAGAGUUUUGAAAUAAGAGCUGGAGAAUCCCUCUGUUUAAAUUCUGUCCACACUGUCAUUAUUAGCUGGUCAUACAGGUUUACAUAAGAAUAUCAUCCACCUUUCAAGAGGGGAAAAACCUGACAGGUCAAUAAUUGAAAAGUUGAUCAAGUUCAAAUUAGAUCAGAUUAGAGAGUGCAAGAGAACGCGAGACUUGGUGACAGGCAAACAAGAGGAAACAGAACUUAAAAGUAUUUAUUUACUGCAUGUACUGUAAGUGACAAUCUAGUUACAACAAGUCCAUCACUUUGUUUUGUUCAGCUAUGCAUAGAGUUAAAUGAAAUUCCAAGGGAAUGGUAGUUUCUAAAGUCAAAAUGUUUAAAGAAAUGUGUGGAGCUUAAUUGGAAUUUCAGGAGGAUCAGGUGGAUGGGGGUUUAACCAAAAAGGCCCUUUGUUAGGGGGUGAGGGGAUAUUUUCUGGAACAACAUGAAACCAGAAAGGUUCCAUACAGCUUGAACCGUUUUAGUAGUUCUGAAUGAAGGAACUUAUUCACAAAUACUACUCAAAAGUACAGGUCAAAAGGAAGUCAUCAGCCUGUUCUAUGAUUCACCCCGAGGCAAGAAAUUUAAUCUACAAAGAUGUACGAACCAAAUAUUUGUAUGUAAAUUAAUGAUGAGAUUUGAAUUAAUUAUGCAAGGUAUACAGAAGUUGUAAAUAGCUUACAUGUAUAUUAAUAUUUUCCUGGACUUGUACUCAGUUAAUCCAUCUCUCUUGGACACUAUUUAUACGAACAUUUUUUGUUUGUUUGUGUAAAUAUUGUCUAACAAGCGUUGGAUACUAUUUGUGAUCUCUUGUGACCAAAAAUAUUGUCAUGUAGCAAUUAAAUGCGAGUUAAAGUAAACAAAUUUUGAAUAGCUAAAACCUUC
Messenger RNA from Orbicella faveolata, 2957 nucleotides. Its product is annotated as phospholipase B1, membrane-associated-like. Gene Ontology annotation, biological process: phospholipid metabolic process. Lineage: Eukaryota; Metazoa; Cnidaria; Anthozoa; Scleractinia; Merulinidae. The record is from RefSeq and is a predicted model, not a curated record. Gene Ontology annotation, molecular function: glycerophospholipase activity.